Molecule: messenger RNA, 5640 nt
Organism: Echinococcus granulosus
Lineage: Eukaryota; Metazoa; Platyhelminthes; Cestoda; Cyclophyllidea; Taeniidae
Product: KN motif and ankyrin repeat domain-containing protein
Exons: 38
Coding region: 1-5640 (1879 amino acids)
Biological process (GO): negative regulation of actin filament polymerization
Cellular component (GO): cytoskeleton; cytoplasm
Molecular function (GO): protein binding
Source: RefSeq, a predicted model, not a curated record
AUGGUUUCAGGUUCCUAUUCCAACCCUGCCUCGCCUGGCUACCGUGAAAUGCCACCAAGGGAUUAUAGCUACAACCUUCAGCAAGGAAAUACAAAUGGUGACAAUAAUGGAUCUGGGGGCGGCCGUCCAUCCGCAAUUUAUCCUCCCAUGCCGAAAAAGGAUUACUCGAAUGAAAUGGCUUCAGGAAAAGCUCCAACUAAUGAGUCGAUUGAUGGUGACAAGCUAAAUCAACUCAUCGAGCUUAUCAACCAAAUGCCAAAAUUCAAUAAUGCACCUCCAAAUGUGGGAACCCAAUCUGCAAUCAACCCGCAUACAGCCAUGGAAACCGAUAUCCAUAAUGCACAUUAUUUAGUACCGCAGCUAACAUUUGGCCCACCGAAUUCGGACACCGUCAUAGUUUCCAAUCAACGGAAGAAAAAAUUUGCCUGGCCAAAACUUCGAAAAGGCGUAUGCCAACAGGCCUCGUGUCAAUCGAACGUCCAGUUAAAUGUUAGCAGUGGUAGGGGCUACGGGAUGGACAUGGAGCCACGGUGCAAGUGCAAUAGCUAUUGUGAUAUGGAGUAUUACAGUGGCGGUGGAGAAUGCUGCCUGAAAAAAAUCUGCAAAAUGCAGAACCAAAUGGUCCCAAAAAUUGUGAUGGUGCCUUAUGGAUCAUCUUCAACAAAUAUAAAUGCAGGCCAAGAAACUACCUCACCUAGUAUUGGAAGAAGGAAUGUCGUUGCCGCGCCUGUCAGUGUUGGCGUUGAUGCCAACAGCACUGCCAAUAACAAUAACAAUGACAGCAAUAAAGUCGAUAAUGGAGUGAAUGUCGACAACCAGAAUACCAACACUAAUUGCAACGGGAACGUCAACAAUAACAACGCCAAUAACAACGGCAAUGGGAACAACAACAAUAACGCCAACAACGCCAACAAUGGUGGUACCUGUGUCUUAACUGGAGAUGUAGCUAGUACAGUAGUAGGCCUAAACAGCAUUGCAGCUAUCAAUGGUCUCUGUGCAAGUGUCAAUGCACUCAAUGGAGCUCUUGGUGGGCUCAGCGGUAGCAUUGGCAAUAGAAACUUUGGCGCUGGUGUCGGAUGCAUGAAUGGAGGUUUUGGUGUUGGGGGAAUUAAUGGCGGGAUGAGCGGAAUGUACGGUGACGUUUGCGCCAAUGCCAUGAACAGCGGAAUCGGUGGAGGUAUGGAAGACAUGACCAGCAGGUUCGGUAGAGGUAGUUUUGGUACCAGCAGGAUGAUCGGAGGAGGAGGCGGAUACACAGGAGGUGGUGCUUCCGGAGGGGCUAGAGUUAGGAGUAGCCGCGUCUAUGGAGGAAGCUAUGGCAAUCUCAAUACGGCUCUCUCUGCUUCUUACUCACGUUAUGGGACUAGCAACACUGGCUCAGCAUACGAUAUAAGAUAUAUCGAGCCGGAUAUGGAUGACUAUAGACAGAGGGUAAGAGAAGCAGAAGAAAAUGCGCAAAGACGACGACAAGAGCUUAUUUCCAAGCGUGACGCUGAAGUGGCUCAAAAACGCCAACAGGCAGAAUACGAAGUGGCGCAGGAAACCGCUCGUCGAAAGGCUGAUGCUGAGCGGAGACGAAAUGAGGAGGUUCAAAAAAAGAUUGCUGGCAAGUUUAGGACGCUUUCAGGCAAGGCCCAUUGCACUCGGAAGCGAAAGGAGCAGGAGUUGAUGCAACUUUUCUGUCAAAAAUUAAAGGUAUUGAGGGAUUUGGAAGCCAAAAAACGCGCUCAGUACGAGAGAGCUCUUGCGGAGGCUAAUCAGAGGGGGGCGCCAAUUCGACAACAAAUUGCUUUGACUCAACGUUGCAUACAGGAAAUGGAGGCCUAUAAAGCGCAUAUUCAAGCACAAGAGUGUGAAAGAAAAUCGCAACUGGCAAUGCUGAGUCAACAACUUGAAUCAAUUUGUGUACCAGCAUACCAUGCAGAUACGGGAUCAGAGAAGAGUUUGCUUGCGGAGUUCUGUCAAAAACUUUCGGUUAUCAAGUGUGAAGAAAAUGAGAAAGUUGCGGCUGCAGAGCCUGUUGCGGUACCAGAAUACAGGGCAGCUCGAGUCCUCUGUACGUCGAUGACUGAUCUGCCGUCAAUUUGCUGUCCGCCACCUCAACCAAUUUGCUGUCCACCAAUUCAACCAGUUUGCUGUCCACAACCUGCAUACUGCUGCCCGAUGCCAACAACGACUUUCGGCAUCAUGCCAAUCUCACCAGGCAAGUUUGUGACUUGUUGCUUGUUAUCAACCACCGCCACAACCGAUUUCGUAUUACUGCCCACCGCCUCCAUGCUGCGCGACCUAUUCACAACCACUAACACCGGAGCCUACAUCUUCGAGCUGCUGCAAGCCGAAACCAUGCACAAAUCCGUGCCGCCGAUCUUCUUCCUGCCGCAGUGGUACUUCGUGUUGCCUUGGUUCCUCAUGUUGUUGUAUAUUUUGACAUUGAUAUAUGUGAAUGCACACAGGGAGAUGCGGACAACCAUGCAGAGCUGGAAGAAGGACAUGUUCGUGUGCUCGGGGUCAGGUAGGUUCCUUAAUGAGUCGACAAUGAAAUUCAAAGAAGGCUACUCACCUACGCGCGAAGUUGUGGUAUGCGCUGAGCAACCCGUAACAAGGACAAUUGAAGAACCAAUUGAGGAAUUCAAGCCAGCAUGUGAAGAUUCUUGGAGUCAAGGUAUGGAUUCAAUGCUACAGUCAGCCGUGAUUGGAAAUCCCUUAUCUCCAACUGUUCGUGCACAAGAAUGCAUUUCGUACAUCCAUGAUGACGAUGCUAACCUACAUCCCACAGAAAGCCACUUCCAACACCAGAUGCGUACAUCGGCUUCCAGCGACCCAUCAUCACAUCAACAACGUCUCAGUCUACACGUAGACACUCUUGAUGAAUUCACUACAGAAUCGCAUCGUCAAAACGGUUUCUAUGAGGGCAAUGUUGCCUACGUAAAACCAUUCACGCACCAUGUCAUCUCACCGAUUGACAGACCAGUGAAAUUCCAAAGUAAUCAAGAUGAGUUCUUAAUUUUUGGGACUUCUCGAAGACUUCGCAGCGAGUUCUACGACGAAGUCUCGAAAAAGGAAGAACUCCGAUUGAGGGAGCAGAAAAUUGCAGAGCGCGAAGCGCAGUUACAGCAGCGGAUGGCGGAAGAGGAGGAGAAAAGACGAAUUGAGCCAGUGGAACUAAUGGGGAGGAUGGGGGAAACUGCUUACAUUGACGACGGCGGGGAUGAAUAUGACGAAGAGAUAAUUGAAGAUACUAUCACCACUCGAAGAAAGCCUCAAAUUCAAGCUGAAAUAGCACCACUUAACUACCAGGGUCCUGUACCGACAAAAGUGACCCAUUCUGUCGGUGUCGGUGACUCGGAUGUGAAUCAGUAUUUCCUUCUAGACACUGGUUCUCGCUCCGUGAAUCCUGCUGAUUUUCCACCUAUCUAUUGGGAAAGACUUAGCCGCUACUUCACUGAGGAGAUUAAGCGUAAACGCCCCACUUGUAGGGAUGCUUCAUCACAGCUCACACCUCCAAAGCAACGUACCGUGUCUCAGGCUGCUUAUGUUAAGGAAUCUCCCCCUCUACGCAACUUUGGUGUUUGCGUAAAACCAAUAGCUUUCACAAGAGGCUGCACCACAGAUCCUGCCCAUUCGUCAGACAAACGAAACUCCGCUUGUAUGACGGACGAUUUGGAUGAGUACUUUGCACGUCUCCUAAGAUCUAUCUGUACGGAAUAUCCGAAUGCUGAUCGAACCUUCAUCAAAAGCCUUUACCGCUACAGUCGUACCGAUAUUUCUCUCUUUAUUCGCCGCCUUGUUGAACGCCUGGAGGAGCUGAGGCAGGCGGAGGCAACGAGAGUGCCGCCGAUUGUAGCAGAGGCGCCACCAAAGCCGCAAAUGUUUUCUGUCGGACUGGACGUUCGCCCCCUUAUGUUGAACAAGCGAACAGCCUCCGAACCUCCGCGCAGAAACCUGGGGACCAACACAGACCUGGUGAUUCGCCGCUCCCAGGGCAUAUCGCACACUCCAACACCAACGGAUAAGUCACCAGUGACGUCGGAUUUCAGUGGAUCUACGGAGUGUUUCUUCAGACGCGUUGACACGGGGAGCCAAGCGACGCUGACCGAACCCCGAGCGUUCUCGCCACCACCUCCAACUUCGCGUUCGUCCACGACCACAGAGACAGCCAGUCGGAGGGUGACGACAUACAGGAUUAAACGCAUCGCUGGUCACGUGGACAAGGAGGGCAAGGUCUCCUCAAAGACCUUUGAAACUAGUGGCGAAGGAAAACCGCCACCAAGCUCACUCAUUGAUUCUCUUAGUGCAGUCCUGAAGGACUCGAAAAAGUUUCAGGAGGAGGUGCCGACUCAACCAUCCUUGACAUCCGAUUCUCAGAAGCGUUAUAUGUCUGAAAACGUCAUGGUUGAGACGUGGUUUGAGAAGGAAGUUCCGAAGCGGUCCAUGAGUCCAUUUCCACGUGGCUCAUCUCCGAAAGCGGCAGUUUCUCCGCUGCUUCCAUCGGAGCGUCCCCAACUAUCAUUCUCUCGAACUGUUGAGGUGGGCCGUUCACCAACCUUCACGCCUCCAGAAGAUUUUGAUUCAAUAUCCACUCUACACCAUCAGCAGUUCCGUCGGACACCAGUUGCAAGAACAAUGAGUCCUGCAUCGGGAAUCACCGCUGUAUAUCGAGCCAACUCCCCCAACAUUCCUCUUCGAAAUUACACGUACAAGGUCACUGCGGAGAUGCGAAAGGCGGUGGAGGCGCUCAGCAGCUUUUACUUGUCCUCUCCUGGGGGUACGCUGACAGAUGAUAUGCAAGAAUACUUGGACAUAGUACGCAAAUCCUGGUUCGAUAUGGUGAGCCAAACGCACAUUGAUCUCGAACAGAUUGAGGAUUUGUUCGCCUUCCUCUACAACAGCGCCCCUCAACUCCUUUACUUAUUCGUGCGAAUGCCUACAACUCGGGGUUCCACGUGCCUUCAUUACGCUGUGGGCCAUGGUGCCUGGCGUGUUGUCUCGCUCAUCCUCAAUACAGGUUACGCGGAUGCUAACAAGAAAAAUUCCUUUGGCUUCUCUCCCAUCAUGAUCGCCGCCAUUAGCGAUUCGAUAGAUUCGUCGGCAAUACCUGUUUUGGAGCGUCUGCUAGCAGCGGGCGACGUGAAUGCGCGGGCAGGAACUGCGCCGGGUCAGACGCCGUUGAUGUUGGCGGCGCGAAAGGCGAAUACUACUGUGGUAGAGCUACUGCUGCGUCAUGGCGCGGAUGUCAACGCGCAGGACGACAUCGGCAACACUGCAUUAAUGUGUGCCAUCGAUUGCGGCAAUCUAGACAUGGUCAAACUCCUUAUCACCCGACCGGAGCUCAAUGUGGAUCUGAAGGAUCAGGAGGGAUCAACAGCUUCUAGCAUAGCCGAAGCGGGUGGAAAUGAAGAGAUAAUCCGACUUAUACGUGAAAAAUCAGCUAUCUUCAAAUCAGAUCUCACAUACCAUAUUACGAGCACCAGUCGACAACUUUUCGAGCCACGUACAUUCCAUCUUAUCCCCGGGAGUUCUGAGGAAACUGCAACUGUGUCAACAACAGCUCCAAUGCCAGGGGCAACAGCAGCAACAGCAACGACUUCAACCACAGCAACCAACACAACCACUACCCAUUACAUACUACAAGAGGACUAG